Molecule: messenger RNA, 885 nt
Organism: Gilbertella persicaria
Lineage: Eukaryota; Fungi; Mucoromycota; Mucoromycetes; Mucorales; Choanephoraceae
Product: kinase-like domain-containing protein
Exons: 3
Biological process (GO): peptidyl-threonine phosphorylation; peptidyl-serine phosphorylation
Cellular component (GO): cytoplasm
Molecular function (GO): protein tyrosine kinase activity; ATP binding; protein serine/threonine kinase activity
Source: RefSeq, a predicted model, not a curated record
ACUUUAGAAUAUGUGGAUGUGAUCAAGAAAUGCAAUCCUCAUUUUAGGCCAGAAUGUAUGUUUAUACCCAAAAGAACACUCACGUAUCCCCGUCAACCUGCCAAGAACCAUGGACAUGAUAAUAUCCAAGAUGACUAUAUCUUGCGAGUUCAUGAACCAUUGGGCAACAAGUAUAUCAUUCUGGAUCUUAUGGGACAAGGCACAUUUGGCCAAGUAGUAAAAUGUAAAGCAACAAAGACAGGUGAGUAUGUGGCCAUCAAGGUCAUCAAGAGGCAACAUGCUUUCUUUAUGCAAGGCUUAAAAGAAAUUGAGAUACUCAAGAAACUAAAGCAGAAACAAGAUGAACAUCAUCGAUUUCUUCAACUGAUCCAUUCGUUUGAAUUCAGGGGUCAUUUGUGUGUCGUUUUUGAAUUACUCUCCAUUAGCCUACAGGCCUUGUUUCGACAACAGCCUGUUCGUCCUCGACUGUCGAUCCAUGAUAUACAACAGAUAGCCAUUCCUCUGCUCGAGACAUUAGCACGCUUAAAAGAAAUGCGGAUCAUUCACACUGAUUUGAAGCCAGACAAUAUUCUGCUGAAAGAUCCUGAUCGUCUUCAUGAUGUCAAACUGAUUGAUUAUGGCUCUGCCUUAUUCGAGACAGAUUCACCUCAUUAUCAUAUUCAAACAGCCUUUUAUCGAUCCCCUGAAGUGAUUUUACAAGACGCAUUUGGUUGUGCCAUUGAUAUGUGGUCAUUUGGAUGCUUUGUUGCUGAACUGUGGAUUGGCAAACCUCUGUUUCCAAGUGGUCAUGAAGCUACACUGAUCCAUAUGAUGGUGGCUACUUUAAAACAAUUGCCUCCAGCACACAUGUUACACAGAGCAAAACGAUCCAGCGAAUUCUUUGAU